AGAAUUCCUCCAUCAUACCCUUUUCUCUUAGUACUACUUUGACUGGAGGAGAUUUUCCCACUCGGCUCUGAGCUGGACAAUCAUGGCGGAAAAUUUAAAAAAAAAAAAAAAAAAUUAAAAAUUAAAAAAUGACAGGGGCACAAAGCAAGAGAAAGAAAGAAAAGAAAAAGAAAAGAAAAAGAAAUGUUACACAACCCAGAAUACGAUCGCCUCGUCCAAUCGCUAAACGCCCCGAGACAAACUAUUUUAGACGACAGUUGAGAAAAAAACAGGCAUGUCAGACAUAUCAUCACCAUCUGUCGCAUCUCAUUUCUGCUAUGGCAGCUGUGGUACAAUCUGAUACAUCCUCGUUACUUCUUCUCUUUUCCCUGUUUAUUUAUAUCACAAUAAAUAGGGAGCUGCAUGGUCAGUAUGUCGGCCUAGAUGAUUUGGGCUUUCCCAUGGCCUGUGAUCCCCGGCUGGUGUGGACUAGAGGCUUGGAGGAGUGGUAUCCGAUGCUUUCUUUGCCCGUCUUUAACCCGUGCCUGUGCCCUAUGCCCAUCCUAGGGCUUCCGUCUUCCCUGCUGGUGUCUUGACUUUAAACCAACUGAGGACGUGGUCCGAUGAACAACCUGCUUACUUCUUUCAAAUCAUCACUACGAUGGCUUUCUUCUUUUUGCUACCC
This is a messenger RNA of Aspergillus wentii DTO 134E9, 664 nucleotides long. RefSeq lists its product as uncharacterized. The coding region runs from base 129 to 575 and encodes 148 amino acids. The transcript is spliced from 2 exons. NCBI's taxonomy places the organism in Eukaryota, Fungi, Ascomycota, Eurotiomycetes, Eurotiales, Aspergillaceae. The record is from RefSeq and is a predicted model, not a curated record.